ACCACUCUUCUGGUAAUUGAUCUCAAUACUCCGGUUAAUAUGAGUUCCGCAAAACAGUUAGCGAUCGAAGCGGGGGUUGACAGACUUCACUGCUUCGUUAAGCGGGGAGGUGACAAGAUGGUGUCCUUUACAAGCUGCGCGAAAUACGACGAUACCUGGACGUUGCAUGUGACAGAUGGAAUUGAUGUAUGGCGCCUUGAAAUGGACAAGAAAGAAGUUGAUUCACAUAAAGAAUUAGCCGACAUCAAAACAUACGACGUAUUCUUUGCAAAAAUUAAAUCUGCAUUUGAAUCCAGUGACUUGGAUGUCGCAACCCAAGGUCAUGGGGUCACUCUGACAGUCGGGAAAGGGGGUUCAACUUUGAACUUUGACCUCUAUGAAGCGACUGCCAGUAAACGUAAAACUGACCUGCAAAACAUUUUGUUACACCUUGCUGCCACGGCAACCAGUUUGAAAAAAGAUUUGAAAAGUACAGCCGAAGAACUUGAUAGAGUGAAAAAAGAGAAAGGUUCUGGACUGUCAAUGGUGUCAACGUUUUAUGAUCCGGAUGCAGGAAGAAAGUCGGGGACCAAAGAUUCCUAAAAAACAGGGAAGAAGUUUGAUUAAUCCCCAAAGUAAACGUAUUAAAGUUAAAAAAGGAGUAAAUUUUGAAGAAGACUGAAAAUGAUUAUUUUCUGUAA
This is a messenger RNA of Saccoglossus kowalevskii, 680 nucleotides long. RefSeq lists its product as uncharacterized. Lineage: Eukaryota; Metazoa; Hemichordata; Enteropneusta; Harrimaniidae. Gene Ontology annotation, biological process: double-strand break repair via nonhomologous end joining. Gene Ontology annotation, molecular function: molecular adaptor activity. Gene Ontology annotation, cellular component: nonhomologous end joining complex; nucleus; site of double-strand break. The record is from RefSeq and is a predicted model, not a curated record.